Messenger RNA from Papilio machaon (common yellow swallowtail), 1719 nucleotides. RefSeq names its product diuretic hormone receptor (gene Dh44-R2). Gene Ontology annotation, biological process: adenylate cyclase-modulating G protein-coupled receptor signaling pathway; cell surface receptor signaling pathway. The record is from RefSeq and is a predicted model, not a curated record. Lineage: Eukaryota; Metazoa; Arthropoda; Insecta; Lepidoptera; Papilionidae. Bases 103 to 1281 code for a protein of 392 amino acids. Gene Ontology annotation, molecular function: G protein-coupled peptide receptor activity; diuretic hormone receptor activity; peptide hormone binding. The transcript has 11 exons. Gene Ontology annotation, cellular component: plasma membrane.
CCCACGCCCUGGUAUACGUUGGCCGUGCAAAAGUGUUUUAGUGAAUUUCACGGCGUCCAAUAUGAUGAUACGCAGAAUGCGUCUCGCCUCUGCCUGGACGGGAUGUGGCACAACUACUCGGAUUAUGUCAACUGCACAGAACGCAUCGCCAACGUCUCCCCUACAGAUGUCGCUAGCCUCAUCUACCUCUCUGGCUACUCUCUCAGCUUAGCCGCACUAUCGCUUGCCGUCUUUGUAUUUCUCUAUUUUAAGGAUUUAAGAUGUCUUAGAAAUACUAUACAUACAAAUCUUAUGUCUACAUAUAUAUUAUCAGCUUGCAGUUGGAUGUUAAAUUUAGCUUUACAGAAUUGGUCGGAUGAAGCUCAACAAGAUCAAACGUCGUGUAUGAUAUUAGUUAUAUGCAUGCAUUAUUUCUACCUCACUAAUUUCUUCUGGAUGCUCGUAGAAGGACUGUACCUGUACAUGUUAGUUGUUGAAACAUUUACAGCUGAAAAUAUCAAACUUAAAGUUUACACCACUAUAGGUUGGGGUGCACCUGCCAUAUUCAUUAUAAUCUGGGUUAUUUCAAGGUGCUUUGUAACCGUGGUCCCUUCCACAGGGCCGGAUGAGUUAACUAUCGCCAGCGAUACAAAAAUGUGUAUUUGGAUCCACGAACACCAAGUAGACUGGAUCCACAAAGCUCCAGCUUUAAUUGGCUUGGCGCUAAAUUUGUUCUUUCUUAUAAGGAUCAUGUGGGUUUUGAUAACAAAACUGCGAUCGGCGAAUACAUUGGAAACGGAGCAAUACAGGAAGGCAACCAAAGCUCUAUUGGUCCUGAUCCCACUACUGGGCAUCACCAACUUGCUCGUGUUGUGCGGACCUAACGAUGACUCGUGGUUCGCACACGCAUUCGACUAUACACGAGCACUGAUGCUAUCAACUCAAGGUUUUACGGUAGCUCUGUUCUACUGCUUUAUGAACACUGAGGUGCGGCAUGCGAUCAGAUACCACGUGGAGCGGUGGAAGACUGGCCGCACCAUUGGCGGCGGCCGGCGGCGCGGCGCCUCCUAUUCUAAAGACUGGUCACCGCGCUCCAGAACGGAAAGCAUAAGGUUGUACAGUCAUCCUUCGAAGCGGGAGUCUGCAGCAUCAGAAACAACGACAACGACCCUACUGGUACCCAGAACAUCAUUAGCACCUCACCAUGACGGCAGACAUCUACACGCUGUAAGUACUAAAAAAGUUUGCCUCCAGGAGUACAUAACGAGUGGCAGCGCGAGCGGCGAUCAGUCACCGGUGUGAGGCGCGGGGCGGGGGAGGCUGCAUCGCCUGCGCACGCUGCCUGAGGAGGACUACCCCCUCGGCCCACCAUCUCCCGCCUCCCCCACAGCCCCCAAAUCCCCCGCCAGUAUCCCCUCCAACAACCGACCCUCAGACUUAAAUUGCACAACGCCAAAAUUGUUUAAUACUUUAAAUUAGUUGCCGAUGUUCAGUGCCGUAAGUAGCUGUGGCUUCGCACUUUCUAAGUCGCAGUGUUUUGCUUCCGCCAUCGAAAUACCCGAAACAGAUUAUAAAGAUUGAUAAAAAAAUUAACCGACGGCUUAUAGUGCUUAUUUUACAUUUAUGUUUCGGUAGUGGAAGCCCAUUGUUAACUCACCUGCUUGGAACUAGGUACUAAUGCAAAUCAGGAACAGAGGUUUAGUUAUGUAAUUAUUACUUCAUAUCUAAGUAUAUUUAAGA